Akanthomyces muscarius is the source of this 876-nucleotide messenger RNA. RefSeq lists its product as uncharacterized. Lineage: Eukaryota; Fungi; Ascomycota; Sordariomycetes; Hypocreales; Cordycipitaceae. The record is from RefSeq and is a predicted model, not a curated record. Bases 1 to 876 code for a protein of 291 amino acids. The transcript has 3 exons. Gene Ontology annotation, molecular function: catalytic activity.
AUGGCGUCCUGGUCCCGCUUAGUCCGCUUUCAGGCUGCUGACGGCGCCGAAAGGUUGGGCGACUUACUUGUUGAAGAUGAGCAAGACUUGGCCAACAAGUUGCAAAACAACGACUUGCAAGCAGUUGAGCUGCAAGGUGCAAAUCUAUUUGGACCUCUCACUCGAGGCAAUGCGGUGGGAGUACAGAAGCUGCUGCCGGUGCUCCGCAAAUCCGACGUGCCUAUUAUUAGAUGCAUCGGCCUCAACUACAUGAAACACAUCCAAGAGGGCGGCCGCAAUCCGCCUCCAUACCCGUCUGUUUUCAUCAAGCCAAACACUUGCCUGGCUGGCUUUUCGGAAGACAUACCAAUCCCUGAGAUUGCCCAAGAGGGCACUCUGGACUAUGAGGGCGAAUUGGCUAUUGUGAUUGGCAAAGAGGGCCGAAACAUCAGCAAAGAGGCUGCCUUGGAACACGUUGCCGGGUACUGCACAUCGAACGAUGUGUCCAACAGGGCUUGGCAAAGAGACCCUGCCAAGGCUGGCGGUGUACCGCAGUGGUGCUUCAGCAAGGGGUUUGACAAGUUUGCUCCCCUGGGGCCGAUGGUUGUUAGCCCCUCUGUUGUCGGCAAUGCAUCUGGCUUGCAGCUGCAGACAUUGGUCAACGGCGAGGAGCGCCAGAACAGCCCGACGAAUGACCUUCUCUUUGGGGUCGAGGAUCUCGUCUCGUUCUGCAGUCAGGGCACAACCCUCGAGGUAGGCACAGUAAUACUGACAGGAACUCCAUCCGGAGUGGCCAUGGGUAUGAAGGAGCCCAACUAUCUGAAGAAUGGCGAUGUUGUCGAAGUCAAGAUCAGUCAGCUUGGGAGCGUAAAGAAUACUAUGGUAUUCGAGAAGUAG